This is a messenger RNA of Coccidioides immitis RS, 321 nucleotides long. RefSeq lists its product as uncharacterized. Lineage: Eukaryota; Fungi; Ascomycota; Eurotiomycetes; Onygenales; Onygenaceae. The record is from RefSeq and is a predicted model, not a curated record. Bases 1 to 321 code for a protein of 106 amino acids. The transcript has a single exon.
AUGGGAUAUAGAACACUUGCCAAUGAUAUUGCAGGAAUACAACUAUACAGAAGAGGCAUGCUGGUGGUAUAUAUCCUCGCUAGGGCAACAGGCAGCAUUUCCGAUUCAGCUGAUAAUGGUCCUCCAGCAGCAGAUGCAAUUGCUGUGAGAGAGCUUACAAGCAUCAAAAUCUCACCAUAUCCCAAGAAAAUGGCAAUGAUACAUGCCCCGCAACUGAUGUUGCUAAUUUUUUUACACAGAAAAGGCUCUCAAUUUUGCGGUGUUAUCUGCAGGAGUCCGCUGCUUUCCACUGAUCCUUUCUUCUUUGAGAGGCGUCUUUGA